Prosopis cineraria is the source of this 2549-nucleotide messenger RNA. Its product is annotated as nucleolar complex-associated protein 2-like. Gene Ontology annotation, biological process: ribosomal large subunit biogenesis. The coding region runs from base 117 to 2264 and encodes 715 amino acids. Lineage: Eukaryota; Viridiplantae; Streptophyta; Magnoliopsida; Fabales; Fabaceae. Gene Ontology annotation, cellular component: Noc1p-Noc2p complex; nucleolus; nucleoplasm. The transcript is spliced from 11 exons. The record is from RefSeq and is a predicted model, not a curated record.
GCCCUUUCAGCUUAAACCCUUCCAAGUUCCAACCUUCCGUGCCAGCUUCGUUGUCCUUCGGUUCAUCUCCGUUAUCUCGGACCCCUUGGAUUUGUUCUCCAUCUGCUUCGCUUGCCAUGGACGUUGAAGGUGCCCGCAAGAGAGGGCGGCCUGAAGUUGCCUCUAGUGACAAUGGCAGCCUUAAGAAAUCCAAGACAGAUAAUCAAGCAAAGGAGCAUAUCGAGCAAUUACAGAGACUUCAGAAAAAGGACCCAGAAUUUUAUGAGUUCUUGAAAGAGCAUGACAAGGAACUUCUACAAUUUGAUGACAACGAGGAUAUUGAUGAAGAAUUUGAUACUGACCUGGAAGAUGGAGAUCUACAGCUAGAUGAGAAAGCUAGCAAGCUUAGUUUUCCAGGAAAGGAGCAAGGACCUUUGAAGAAAGCCUUAACCACUUCUGUGGUUGAUUCAUGGUGCAAAUCGGUCCAAGAUAAUGGAAGCUUAAGUGCAGUUCGAUCUCUGAUGAAAGCUUUCCGGACUGCAUGCCACUAUGGUGAUGAUGGAGGGGGAGAGUCAGUAGCAAAACUUAGCAUCAUGUCCAGCAGUGUGUUCAACAAAAUAAUGCUAUUUGUUCUUAAUGAAAUGGAUGGAAUACUCAGAAAUUUGUUGAAGCUUCCUUCUUCUGGUGGAAAGAAAGAAACUAUAAAAGAUCUAAUGGCAACAAAGCUUUGGAAGAACCAUAGCCAUUUAGUGAAGUCCUACCUUGGAAACGCCCUCCAUGUUUUGAACCAGAUGACUGACACAGAAAUGAUAUCAUUUACUUUACGCCGGCUGAAAUAUUCUUCCUUGUUUUUGGCUGCUUUUCCUACCCUUUUAAGGAAAUACGUUAAGGUAGCCCUUCAUUUCUGGGGGACUGGGGGUGGUGCCCUUCCAAUUGUUUCAUUUCUAUUUUUGAGGGAUUUAUGCAUCCGCAUUGGAUCUGAUUGCAUCGAUGAUUGCUUCAGAGGAAUAUACAAAGCCUAUGUUUUGAACUGCCAAUUUGUAAAUGCAGUGAAACUUCAGCAUAUCCAUUUUCUUCGGAAUUGUGUCAUUGAACUUUUAGGUGUGGACCUUGCAACUGCUUAUCAACAUGCUUUUGUUUUCAUCCGGCAGUUGGCUAUGAUUUUAAGAGACGCCCUAAAUACAAAGACUAAGGAAGCAUUCCGCAAGGUGUAUGAGUGGAAAUUUAUUAACUGUCUUGAACUCUGGACUGGUGCUGUUUGUGCCUACAACUCAGAGUCUGACUUAAAGCAACUUGCAUAUCCACUGACCCAAAUAAUAUCUGGAGUAGCCCGUCUUGUUCCCACAGCCAGAUAUUUUCCCCUUAGAUUGAGAUGCAUCAGAAUGCUAAACCGCAUUGCAGCUUCAACAAAUUCUUUUAUCCCAGUGUCCAUACUUCUUCUGGACAUGCUGGAGAUGAAAGAAUUAAAUAGACCCCCAACAGGAGGUGUUGGCAAAGUUGUUGACUUGCGGAGUGUACUGAAGGUUAGCAAGCCAAGCCUGAAGACUAGAGCAUUUCAAGAGGCAUGCGUUUCUUCUGUAGUUGAAGAGCUUGCUGAACACUUGGCACAAUGGAGUUAUUCUGUUGCAUUCAUGGAAUUGUCUUUUAUUCCACUUGUCAGGUUGCGCAAUUUUUGCAAGUCGACUAAAGUUGAGAGGUUUCGGAAAGAAAUGAGGGUCCUUAUUCGCCAGGUUGAGGCUAAUGCUGACUUUGUGAAUGGAAGGCGCAUGUCAGUUUCCUUUUUACCUAAUGACCCUGCAGCCUCAUUCUUUCUUCAGGAUGAAAAGGAGGCUGCAGUUAGCCCUCUAUCAAAGUAUGUCGUUACUCUUCAACAGAGAGCACAGCAAAAGAAUGCUUCAUUGACAGAUUCCAGUGUUCUUGUUGGGGAAGAGUGCUCUGUUUUUGGGAGUAAAAUAUCAGAAAGUGAUGAAGAUGAUGAUGCAAGGAAGAAUGAGGAAGGUGCUUCUGUCUUCAGUUCGUCCUGGUUACCUGGAAAAGGCUCCAAGGCAAAACAUCCUACAGAAACAAAGAAAAAGAAUCGGAAGCAGCAAAAACAGAUAGCAACUGAUGAAGAUGUGGUGGAGGACUUGGUACUGAGUUCUGAUGAGGAUGAUUCUCUGGAUGAGAGCCUUGCUGAGGGAGAAAAUGACGAUGCAGGCAACUUACCUCGAAAACAGAAACGCAAGAAGCAGGGAACAAAAAGGCCGAAACAAAAGAAAUCUCGUAGCAAGAGUAGAAACAAUUGAGAAAUCUCUAUGGAAACAUUGUUUUUCUUUAUUCAAUUGGCUUUCGGAAAAAUGAAAGGUUGGCCAACAAUUUUGUAGUUCUAGUCUCUCCAGAUUUGUCCAAUACAAGUAUAGGCUUUCUGUUUGAGACACGGGUCUCAUGUAUAUUAAGUUCAGGCUGUGGCAACAUGUACGAGUAAAUGUAAUUCUUGAUUCCUGGGAGUAAAUUUGAACUAUGAAUUUAUGUUUGUAGUAAAAUAUGAUUUUUUAUUUAUUUAAUUAUAUGGCUGUAACAUUUGUUUUUAA